UAAAUAUUUCAGGAAGUACUUGACUUUCCUACAGGCUGCUGACUGGGUUGGAGGGGAAGGUUGCCGUGGAUGUGUGCCUGUAUCAAGAUACUCUGAAGAAUAACAAUGUUCUUUUGGAAUGCCUAAUGUUGCAAAAUGACUACCCCCAAUUCUAGCAUCUUCCACUUUGCCAUCAUCUUCUUGUUAAUACUUGAGAUAAGAAUCCUAUUAUCUGAUGAAAGUGAGUUUUUAGUUAAUAGAUCAAACACAGGUCUCCUCCAUAUUCCCAAAGAUCUAUCUCUAAAAACAACUAUCUUAGAUAUAUCACAAAAUAAUAUAUCUGAGCUUCGAACUUCUGACAUCCUCUCACUAUCAAAAUUGAGGAUUUUGAUGAUUUCUCAUAAUAGAAUCCAGUAUCUUGAUAUCAGUGUUUUCAAAUUCAACCAGGAAUUGGAAUACUUGGAUUUGUCUCACAACGAGUUGGGGGAGAUUUCUUGCCACCCUACUGUGAACCUCAAAUACUUAGACCUGUCAUUUAAUGCAUUCGAUACCCUACCCAUAUGUGGAGAGUUUGGCAACAUGUCUCGGCUAGAAUUUCUGGGGUUGAGUGCCUCACAGCUACAAAAGUCUAGCAUGCUGCCCAUCGCUCAUUUACAUCUCAGGAAGGUGUUACUGGUCUUAGGAAAUGCGUAUGGAGAAAAGGAAGACCCAGGGAGCCUUCAAGACCUUAACACAGAGAGUCUGCACAUUGUUUUCCCCACAAUAAAGGAAUUCCAUUUUAAUUUGGAUGUAUCUGUCAGCACGGCAGUAAGUCUGGAACUGUCUAAUAUCAAAUGUGUGCGAGAUGAUAGUAGAUUUUAUUUCUCAAAUGUUUUGUGGAAACUUCAAAGAAACCCAAAGUUAUCAAAUCUUACUGUAAACAAUGUCGAAACAACCUGGAAUUCUUUCAUUAGGAUUCUCCAGUUGGUUUGGCAUACCAGCACACAGUAUUUCUCAAUUAAAAAUGUGAAACUACAGGGUUACCUUAGCUUAGGAGAUUUUAACUAUUCUGGUACUUCACUGAAGGCCUUGUCUAUAUGCCAUGUUGUCAGUGACACGUUCAGUUUGCCACAGAAUGUGAUCUACACAAUCUUUUCAAAUAUGAACAUCCAGAACUUCACAGUGUCGGGCACCCCCAUGGUCCACAUGCUCUGCCCAUCCCAAAGUAGCCCAUUUCUGCAUUUGGAUUUUUCUGAUAAUCUCUUAACUGACAUGGUUUUUAAAGAUUGUGAAAACUUGACAAAGUUGGAGUCACUUAACUUACAAAUGAACCAGCUAAAGGAACUUGCAAAUAUAAUUCAUAUUACCAAGGAGAUGAAGUCUCUACAACAAUUGGAUAUUAGCCAGAAUUCUCUAAAGUAUGAUGACAGCAAAGGAAAUUGUUCUUGGACUAAAAGUUUAUUAAUUUUAAAUAUGUCUUCAAAUAUACUGACUGACUCUGUUUUCAGAUGUUUACCUCCCAGGGUGAAGGUCCUUGAUCUUCACAGCAACAGAAUAAGGAGCAUCCCAGAGGAUGUCAACCAUCUGGAAGCUUUGCAAGAACUCAAUGUGGCUUUCAAUUCUUUAACCAAGCUCCCUGGCUGUGGUGCUAUGAGUAGCCUUUCUGUUCUGAUCAUUGAGUAUAAUUCAAUCUCCAACCCACCUGGUGAUUUCUUCCAGAACUGCCAGAAGAUGAGGUCAAUCAGAGCGGGGAACAACCCAUUCCAAUGCACAUGUGAGCUAAGAGACUUUAUCCAAAGUGUAGGCCAAGCACCAAGUGAGGUGGUAGAGGGUUGGCCUGAUUCUUACAUGUGUGACUAUCCAGAAAGCUCUAAGGGCACCCCACUGAAGGACUUCCAUGUGUCUCCACUAUCCUGCAACACAGCAUUGCUGAUUGUCACCAUUGUGGUCACAGUGCUGGUCUUGGCCAUCACCGUGACUGCCCUCUGCAGCUACUUUGAUGUGCCCUGGUAUCUCAGGAUGGUGUGCCAGUGGACCCAGACCCGGCGCAGGGCUAGGAACAUACCUUUAGAGGAGCUCCAAAGAACUGUCCAGUUCCAUGCUUUUAUUUCAUACAGUGGGCUCGAUUCUUCCUGGGUGAAGAAUGAAUUACUGCCGAAUCUAGAAAAAGAAGAUAUACGGGUCUGUCUACAUGAAAGGAACUUUAUUCCUGGCAAGAGCAUUGUGGAAAAUAUCAUCAACUGCAUUGAGAAAAGUUACAAGUCCAUCUUUGUUUUGUCUCCCAACUUUGUGCAGAGUGAGUGGUGCCACUAUGAGCUCUACUUUGCCCAUCACAAUCUCUUCCAUGAAGGAUAUAACAACUUGAUCCUGAUCUUGCUGGAACCCAUUCCACAGUAUUCCAUUCCUAGCAGCUACCACAAGCUCAAAGCUCUCAUGGCACGGAGAACCUACUUGGAAUGGCCCAAGGAGAAGAGCAAACAUGGGCUUUUUUGGAUUAACUUAAGAGCAGCCAUUAAUAUUAAGUUGACGGAGACUUUCUAAGAAAUAAAUCAUACAUAAACCUAAAAAUAUUCCUCCUUUUACUGCUGCUGCUCUUGGAAAUUCCAACAAUGACUUUAUUUUUCAUUAACAUAAAACUAAACACAACUUUGAAUUUGUGAUGUAGAAAAAAAGUGGGCACUUUCAUGUUCUAUUUCACCAGUUAUACAUAGUAAUAAAAAUGA
Messenger RNA from Talpa occidentalis (Iberian mole), 2681 nucleotides. RefSeq names its product toll like receptor 1 (gene TLR1). The transcript has 2 exons. Gene Ontology annotation, biological process: cellular response to triacyl bacterial lipopeptide; immune response; toll-like receptor signaling pathway. The record is from RefSeq and is a predicted model, not a curated record. Gene Ontology annotation, molecular function: Toll-like receptor 2 binding; transmembrane signaling receptor activity; lipopeptide binding. Gene Ontology annotation, cellular component: Toll-like receptor 1-Toll-like receptor 2 protein complex; membrane. The coding region runs from base 136 to 2499 and encodes 787 amino acids. Lineage: Eukaryota; Metazoa; Chordata; Mammalia; Eulipotyphla; Talpidae.